Thecamonas trahens ATCC 50062 is the source of this 796-nucleotide messenger RNA. RefSeq lists its product as uncharacterized. The transcript has 3 exons. Lineage: Eukaryota; Apusomonadida; Apusomonadidae. The record is from RefSeq and is a predicted model, not a curated record. The coding region runs from base 38 to 796 and encodes 252 amino acids.
CGGGCCCACACCUGCACGCCUUCACCCCGGCUCAACGAUGAUGGCCAACGAGCCCGACCCUCCGGUCCGGAACCUGUUCAUUGGCAUCCUCACCGGUAUCGUUGGCUUCUUCUUCAUUCUACUUGGCCUCAUGGGCUCCGACUGGCUCAAGUUCUCCUUCCCCGACGGCCAGUUCCUCCACGCCGGUCUGGCCAAGUCGUGCUACCGCGGCGCAUGUGACUCGAAUGCCAACCUGCACAAGACCUCGUUCGAGUCGUUCCCCUGUCUCAGCCGGCUGAAUGUCUCGGGCAUGUUUGCGAUGAUCCUGUAUGUCAUCUCGAUGCUGUUUGCGGGCUUGUCGCUGCUGGCGGCAUCGGCCAUUGCAGGCUGCUAUCAGAGCUCCAAGAAGGUCUCCAAGUAUGCGCUUCUGUUCUCGGUCGGUGCUUGGGUCUUCUCCUUUCUCGCCUGGGUCGUCUUUGCCACCCUGGUCGCCGGCAAUGAGCGGUGCUCCAUGGGCUCAAAGGGAGUGUACUACGUCACCUCGAUCAUGGGCUCGUUCUUCCAGCUCUUCUCCUCGGUCCUCAUCGCCCUCCAUUGGGGCAUGCUCGCCCGCGGCUCGCACCGCAGCGGCAGCGGCGGCUACGUCCCGCACACCUCAGACUCGAUGGCCCCGCCCGCAGGCAUCAACAGCUCUGCAGCAGAUCCCGGCUACUCGUCGGUGCCCGACGACAACCCGUUUGCCGCCUCGCGUCCACCAGCAUCCAAGCCGCGCGCCGGCGGCUACGGUACCACCGUGUCAGACUCACCCUUUGACUAA